Sesamum indicum (sesame) is the source of this 2434-nucleotide messenger RNA. Its product is annotated as Pentatricopeptide repeat (PPR) superfamily protein. Lineage: Eukaryota; Viridiplantae; Streptophyta; Magnoliopsida; Lamiales; Pedaliaceae. Gene Ontology annotation, molecular function: protein binding. The record is from RefSeq and is a predicted model, not a curated record.
UUCUCUUCCUACAAUCUAGUGCAAUAUGAAGUGACGUCGUUUGGAACUUGCUAUAACAUUUCAGCAGUACAACUUUACAAGAACGCGGCUGCUCCGCCAGCUCUCCCGAACUCAGACAUGGCCUUAAACCUCCAUUCUCAAUUCUUCAUAUCUUUUUCUUCCUUUUCUUCGCUUUCUUCUCCCAAUUUCCAGACCCCACAACUUCUCAUAAUUCCUAAACGAUCCCAGAGGAACCUCAGAGAAGUAUUUUGCAUAGCCUCCGCCUCCACUCCUCAUUCCUCCCCAAUUUUCCUUCCUUUUCUCCAAACCCCAGCAAGAAAACAAACCCAAGAACCCCAACAGAAGAAUGAGGUAGAUAAUAUCGACGACCCGAUUUUGAAAUUCUUUAAGACCCGGACUUCAGACCCGGACCCGAGUCAAGAAGGCAGGAUUUCCCUCCGAAAGAACCGAAGAACCGCAUGGCACCUAGCAUCCAGUUUUGAAAACCCAGAUUCUGAAUCUGAAUCGGAAACCGAAACCGAGAAUUACCAUAUGCCCGUCUCCCGGAAUGAGGAAACUUCAUCCGAAGUGGGCGGAGUUGUGGGGGAAAUAUUGGGGAUUGCGAGGGCGCUACAGGAAAACGUUACGAUAGGGGAGGCAUUGGAGGGUCAUGAUUUUGGAGGGAGAUUAGGGGAGGAGGAGUGCGUCGAGGUGUUGAGAGUGUUGGGGGAGGAGGGUGAUGUGAUGGGGUGUUUGUACUUUUUUGAGUGGAUGGGAUUGAGAGAGCCUUGUUUGGUUUCGCCAAAGGCGUGCUCGGUUUUCUUCCCGGUGUUGGGGACGGCAGGGAAGGGGGAGGAGUUGUUGGUGGUGUUCAAGAAUUUGCCUUUUGAGCAAAAUAAACUUUUUAGAGAUGUUCGUGUCUACAAUUCUGCGAUUACCGGACUUUUGUUAUGUGGGAGGUAUGAUGAUGCGUGGAAAGUGUAUGAGUUGAUGGAAACAAGUAAUAUCCAACCUGAUCAUGUAACAAGUUCUAUAAUGAUUACAAUCAUGAGGAUGAGGGGAGAUAGUGCUAAAGAUGCGUGGGAGUUCUUUGAAAAGAUGAACAAGAAAGGUGUCAAGUGGAGUUUAGAAGCUGUUGGUGCCCUUAUCAAAUCAUUCUGCGACGAGGGGUUGAAGAAAGAAGCUCUUAUUAUCCAAUCAGAGCUUGAGAAGAGGGGGAUAUCUUCUAAUGCCGUUAUUUAUAACACUAUUAUGGAUGCUUAUAGUAAGUCAAACCAGGUUGAAGAGGCAGAAGGCCUCUUUGCCGAGAUGAAGGCAAAAGGGAUAGCGCCAACUGCUGCUACUUAUAACACAUUGAUGGACGCCUAUAGCAGAAGAAUGCAACCCGAAAUUGUCGAGAAACUACUUGAAGAGAUGGAAGCUGCUGGAUCAGAGCCGAAUGUAAGAUCGUACACGUGUCUGAUCAGUGCUUAUGGGAGGCAGAAGAAAAUGAGUGACAUGGCUGCAGAUGCGUUUUUGCGGAUGAAAAAGGUUGGUAUAAAACCCUCGUCACAUUCAUAUACGGCUCUUAUCCAUGCAUAUUCGUUAGAUGGCUGGCAUGAGAAAGCUUGUAUCACUUUUGAGAAUAUGUUACGUGAGGGAAUAAAACCAUCCAUUGAAACAUAUACUGCCCUACUCGAUGCAUUUAGACGUGCUGGUGACACUGAAACGCUGAUGAAAAUUUGGAAGAAGAUGAUGAGGGAUAAAGUAAAAGGGACACAUGUUACUUUCAACAUCCUUCUUGAUGGAUUUGCUAAACAAGGUCAGUACAUCGAAGCAAGAGAUGUAAUAUGCGAGUUUGGAAAACUCGGGUUUCCUCCAACUGUGCUGACGUAUAACAUGCUGAUGAAUGCUUACGCAAGGGGCGGCCAAGAAUCCAAGUUGCCACAGCUGUUGAAAGAGAUGGCCGCACUCAAUCUAAAACCCGAUUCUGUUACUUAUUCCACGAUGAUUUAUGCCUAUCUUCGCGUCCGUGAUUUCAAGAGGGCUUUCUUUUAUCACAAACAGAUGGUGAAAAGUGGCCAAGUUCCUGAUGCGAAAUCAUACGAGAAGAUGAGGGCGAUUUUAGAUGUGAAGGCCAAAACAAAGAACAGGAAGGACAAGAGUGCUCUGAUGGGCAUCAUAGAGAGCAGCAUGGGAUUGUUGAAACAGAAGAAGAAAGGAAAGAAAGAUGAAUUUUGGAAAAAUAGAAAGAAGCGAUCACGAAUUCCUGGUUCUGCUCGUCAAUCAUAAGAUCAUGAAAGACUAUGGAAGUCUUUAUGAGUUCCUCUUUUACCAGAAAUACAUCUUAAAAUCCUAAUCAUAGUAUUUUUUAGCAGGCUUUGAAGGCAUCUAACAUGUGUAUUUACACGGCAUCAUGUCUGAAUUUUAUGUAUAGGUGGAAUUUAGUUUGGAGUAUAGAAGUUGUGUUUUAUUC